GCUCACGGUGGGAAUCGGAAUCGAUCGCCACGAAUGCGGAGUGGCUACUAGCGGGAGAAGACGACGAUGCGGCACUCAAUCACCGUCACCAAGAGGAAGCGAUCUUUAAUUUCGGAAACAUCGGUGAACAUAUACAAAAAAUCCAAUAAUCACGAGUCAAUACCCCGACCACUUGGAGCCCGAACCCUAAAAUCCCACCCUUCCAGCCGGCGAAGUAAGUCUUCUCGCCGCCGGCGACGGAUAAGCAAGGAGAAGAUCUCGAGUUCUUCUGAGCGCGAAUGGGUGUUUUCCGCUAGCAAUUUUAGAAAUCUCAAAGGUCUGUGCAAUGCAAUCACACUCGAUAAAGUAGUUUUAGUCUCGUACAAUCUACUUGGCGUUGACAAUGCGUCGAACCACAUGGACUUGUAUUUCAACGUUCCGCCGAGGCACCUGGAGUGGAGUAGACGGAAACAUCUCAUAUGCAAGGAGAUUGGUGGCUAUAAUGCAAGCAUCUUAUGUCUUCAGGAGGUUGACCGCUUUGAUGAACUAGAUGGUCUUCUUAAAAAUAGGGGCUUCCAAGGUGUUCACAAGAUUCGUACUGGAGAAGCGAGUGAUGGUUGUUCUAUAUUCUGGAAAGAGAAACUAUUUAAACUUCUACACCAUGAAGAAAUAGAGUUUGAUAGAUUUGGCCUGCGAAACAAUGUUGCUCAACUUUGUGUCUUAGAGAUGAACUGUGAGGACCCAAAAUCUAAAUUAUGCACGCAAUCUUCAAAGCAAACAUCUACAAGUUCUCGAAGGCUAGUGGUUGGGAAUAUACAUGUCCUGUUCAAUCCUAAGCGUGGGGAUAUCAAGCUAGGCCAGGUCAGACUCUUUCUAGAGAGGGCUUACAAGUUAUCACAGGAAUGGGGAAAUAUUCCAGUGGCAAUUGCUGGUGAUCUGAAUAGCACUCCAAAGAGCCCAAUCUAUGAUUUCGUAACUUCAGCGGAUUUGGAUACACAACUCCAUGACCGCAGGCAUAUUUCUGGUCAGUCUGAACUUGAUACAAAGGAGAGGUUAUUUAGAAACCAUUAUGCCUUUAGUGCUGCCUAUGCGUCACGAAUUAAUGAAUGGAGUCAGGAAGAACUACAGCUUGCAACUGGUGGUCAAGCAACUACUCAUGUCCAACAUCAACUGAAGCUUAACAGCGCUUAUACUGGAGUUCCUGGUACCCAUAGAACGAGAGAUCAACGCGGUGAACCUUUGGCAACAACGUAUCAUUCCAGGUUCCUCGGAACUGUUGAUUACAUAUGGCACACCAAGGAACUUGUUCCUGUGAGGGUUCUUGAAACCUUGCCAACUGAUGUUUUAGAACGAACAGGUGGAUUACCAACUGAGAAAUGGGGAAGCGACCAUCUCGCUAUCGCUUGUGAACUUGGCUUUGUCAGUGAGCGAUGAUGACACGGUUAAUAUGGCCGUGCCUACUGAAGACGUAAAGAAACAUUGCCUACGUCACUCAAUUUUUAUGUCAAACUUAGAAAUUAAAUUUGAAAAAAAAUUUAUUGUAUAUGGUUUAUGCUACAUAUAAGUUUCUAUUUUAAAGCUUUGAUCACCAAUUCACCUCUAAUAUCUCUUAACUU
Molecule: messenger RNA, 1595 nt
Organism: Eutrema salsugineum
Lineage: Eukaryota; Viridiplantae; Streptophyta; Magnoliopsida; Brassicales; Brassicaceae
Product: carbon catabolite repressor protein 4 homolog 5
Exons: 14
Coding region: 67-1413 (448 amino acids)
Molecular function (GO): 3'-5'-RNA exonuclease activity
Source: RefSeq, a predicted model, not a curated record